Molecule: messenger RNA, 2535 nt
Organism: Bubalus bubalis (water buffalo)
Lineage: Eukaryota; Metazoa; Chordata; Mammalia; Artiodactyla; Bovidae
Gene: RGS11
Product: regulator of G protein signaling 11
Exons: 16
Coding region: 984-2504 (506 amino acids)
Biological process (GO): intracellular signal transduction; G protein-coupled receptor signaling pathway; regulation of G protein-coupled receptor signaling pathway
Source: RefSeq, a predicted model, not a curated record
UAGGAGCCCCCUCUAGGCCUCUCCCCAGCUCAUCCUGGACCUGGUUUCACCAGCAGUGAAAAUGGAUUCAGAUCGCCAUGACUGAGGCUUCUGGCCAAAGGCCAAUGCCAACAUCCUGCCCCACCCCCCAGCACCUAAAAAACAGAAAUAGACCUGUCUGCACACUUUAGAAAGGCCCCAACAAAGGGGUGUGGGAAGCCAAGAUGCUGGAGGAGGGAGAGAAAUGGCCAGGCUGGGCCCUCAGCCCAGAGAAUGCCCACGAAUCUCUGGAGCAGGUGCUGAGAUCUCUCUGCAGUAAAGCCCCAUCCCAGUCUCCCACAGCUGCAGGGUAACCUGGGUGGGGUCUCUGCUCUCCAAAGGCCCCCUCAGGCCCCUGUGCAGCUGAGGGGAAGGGUGCUGCCUGCAGUCUUCCCCAAGCCUCAAGGACCCCCACCUGCACCCCUACGCAGCAGUGUCCCCCCAACCCGGGAGCACCGCGGGGGUCAGGCACAGGUUCACAACUGCAGGGACACUUGUGAGGCUGUUCGACCCCUCACCCAGACCCCACAGCCCCCGCACGGCUGACCUCCGGGCACCCGGCAGGUAUGGAGGAGAGGUCACAGCAGUCCCCCACCUAGGCCGCCUUCCCCCGCGUCUCCUCUCCCGAGUCGCUCCCCUCCCAGAGUCCUCUCCUGUAUCUGCGCCCCAGCCUUUCCCGAGUCCUCGUCCAUCUCUGAACCUCCUCCCAGCUGAGCCCGGUUCUCUCAUCCCCCACGUAGUCCGGGUGGGGCCAAGACCCCCUCGAAGCGCCAGGCAAGUCCCCACGGACAUCGGUUUCUCGUGUCGUGAGGGGAGCCUGUCCUGAGGCGGAUACUCUGACGCCCGCGCGCCCCCCAGCCCCAGACCUCGAGGCCGCUGCGGGCGAACACGCAGGCGGGGCGGGGCGGCGGCCGGAGCGGGGCGGGGCGCGCGGACACCCUCACGGCGCCCGGCCUGCCUUUGCCAUGGCCGCUAGCCCCGCGCCCCUCGGCGGGCACCCCCGCGUGCAGAGGCCGCAUCUGAGCAAGAUGGAGCGGAUGGUUGUGACCAUGCAGGACCCCGACCAGGGCGUGAGGAUGCGGAGCCAGCGCCUGCUCGUCACCGUCAUCCCGCACGCGGUGAACGGCAGCGACAUCGUGGAGUGGCUGAUUCAGAAGUACUCCAUCGCGGAGGACGGUAAGGGGUCGUCGGUGCUCUUCCUGCGCCCCACGCGGCCCUGGAGCCGGGGCCAAGCCCACUGGCUCCUCCCGCCCCUGAGAAUUCACCGCCUGGCUUCCCAGAGGCCCUGCACCUGGGCAGCCUCCUCGUGCAGCACGGCUACCUCUACCCGCUGCGCGACCCGCGCCGCCUCGAGCUCCGGCCCGAUGAGACGCCCUAUAGAUUCCAGACGCCCUAUUUCUGGACCAGCACUCUGUGGCCAGCCGCCGAGCUGGACUAUGCCCGUGCCUGCCCUUCCAGCCAUCUACCUGGCCAAGAAGAACAUCCGAAAGCAGGGCACCCUGGUGGACCACGAGAAGGAGCACUACCACCAGCUGCACAGGAAGAUCAACCACUCAUGGGACCUGGUGAUGAUGCAGGCCCGGGAGCAGCUGCGGGCAGCUAAGCAGCGCAGAAAGGGGGACAGGCUGGUCAUCGCGUGCCAGGAGCAGACGUACUGGCUGGUGAACAGGCCCCCGCCAGGGGCCCCCAGCGUGCUGGAGCAGGGGCCAGGACGGGGCCCCUGCGCGGCCGGGCGAGUGCCGAUGACCAAGACCCUGGAUUUCUACAGGCGGGAGGUCGAGUGCUUACGCAGGGCGCUGGGCCGAGCCCGGGUGAAGUCCUCCACCUGCCUCGAGGCGUACCUGAAGUUUAGCAGCCAGCAUGGACCGCAUGACCCCAUCAUGUCGGGGUGCCUGCCCAGCAACCCCUGGGUCACAGACGACGAUGCCUACUGGGCCAUGAACGCACCCAGCGCGGCCGUGCCCACCAGGCUCCGCGUGGAGCAGUGGGCCUUCAGCUUCCGGGAGCUCCUGGAAGACCCCAUGGGACGGGCCCACUUCAUGGACUUUCUUGGGAAAGAGUUCAGUGCCGAGAACCUCAGCUUCUGGGAGGCCUGUGAGGAGCUGCGCCACGGAGGCCAGGCCCAGGUCCCCGCCCGGGUGGACGCGGUGUACCAGCAGUACCUGGCGCCCGGCGCCGCCCGCUGGGUCAACAUUGACAGCCGGACGAUGGAGCAGACUCUGGCGGGCCUGACCCAGCCCCACCGCCACGUGCUGGACGACGCCCAGCGGCACAUCUACCUGCUGAUGAAAAAGGACUCCUACCCGCGCUUCUUGAAGUCAGACUUGUACAGAGACCUGCUGGCAGAGGCUGUGGUGCCCCCAGAGACCAAGCGGCGGGUGUUCCCGUUCAUGCGGAAGCCCCGGCACUCCAGCCCCAGCCCUGCUCUCCUUCCCGCCUCGGCCUCUGGGGAGCCCGUGGGUGGAGAUGGUGAUGGGGAGACCUAGGGGGCCUGGGGGAGGGGGCACCAUCUGGCCC